UCAUCGAAUUACGUCAUCGCAGUGACGUCAUUGAUUCAAAAUGGCGGAGGGCUGGGUGGCAACAAGAAAGGCACUGAGUAAAUUCCAAGAUAUCUUUUUGUGUAGCGUAUGUGAGGGUGUCAUUAGUGAUCCAUCUAUCCUUUCUACUUGUAGACAUGAGUUUUGCAGACAAUGCCUUCAGAACAGUGGCACAUGUCCAAAAUGUGGCUCCCCUUAUUGGAAAAAAGACAUACAGACAUUCACUGCCCUACAGUCACUAGUACUACACCUCAAAACAUUAGAAGACAUUAUUAAUGUGGGACCCUCUCCAAAAAAUGCACUUCUACUUACACCAGCCCGGGCCCCUACUAUAGAGACCACGCCCAUUUUAGAGACCACACCCACAACAGCCACUUCUAUAGAAUCAACACCUACAAUAUUGACGGCACUAAGACCAGUGAAUUACAGGUGGGCUCCGUCAAAACGAGGUAGAAGUGAUGAUAAGGUUUCUGAUAACAAGAGAAACGCAAGAGGCGAGACAAGACUCCAAGUUGCUGUUAUUAAGGGUAAUUAUAUUAAAGUGAAGGAACUGCUUGAAGGAGGGGCUGAUCCUAAUGUAACAGACAAUGCUGGCUGGACACCAUUACAUGAGGCAUGUAAUCAUGGAUACGAGGAUAUUGUAGAGUUGCUGAUAUCUUACGGGAGUUUGUUAAACGUACCAGCAGAUAAUAAUGACACUCCAUUGCAUGAUGCCGUCAUGAACAAUCACACAAGGAUUGCAACCAUUCUUGUUGAAAAUGGUGCAAAUACAUCACUUAGGAACUCUGAAGGAUACACUCCUUUAGAUUUAGCAAGACAACGUGACAUGAUAGAUGCAUUGUCAGUAGUUCCACUGGUAUUAUCCAGUCCAAUAAUUGACACUGCCAAUGAUACACUAAUAUUGCUAGGAUCAGGAUUAAAGCCACAUAAUAAGAGUUUAAUGAGCAAGACUAGCGAGAGAUUGGGGAGGUGUGUUGUUGUAAAUGAAUUCAAUGCAAAAGUUACUCACGUUUUAACCGAAUCUAAUGAAAAAGGAUGCUGCACUAGAACAAUGAAAUGCUUGUCUGCUGUAGCUAAAGGAGCUUGGCUACUGCAGUCUGAGUGGCUAAGAGCUAGUUCAAAGGAAGGUCAUUGGAUUAAAGAAGAAGAUUACGUCAUAAAAGGAUUUCAUUACGAAGGAAAGUCAUGGCUGACCGGUGCUCCAUUAAAAAGUCACAACAAUGCAAUAGAAAAGUGCCCUGGACUAUUUAAUGGACUAGAAUUCUACAUUGAUACACAUUUGGUCCCACCUCAACCAACAAGAACUGAGCUAAAGAGCCUCAUAGAGCUAGCAGGAGGGAAGGUAUUACUGAGGGAACCAACACCAUCAGAGAAUGAAAAGAAAUUUCCAUUUCAUGCAAGCAACACGUCACCACAGCUAUUCAGCAUAUGCAGCAAGAUCAUCAUAACUAGCAAACCUGGAAUUAAUCAACUCUCACUUUCUGCUUCAUUAAAGGGGAGCACUCAUGUAGUAUAUACGACCGUGUCGUGGGUUUUAGACUGUCUGUCACAAUUUAAAUUAAUAGAAUAUUAUUAAUCAAUCACUUAGUUCAUCCAGUGUUAUUAUUCUUCUCUUUUUUAUUCUUAUGAUGUCCUCACUGUCA
Messenger RNA from Amphimedon queenslandica, 1661 nucleotides. RefSeq names its product BRCA1-associated RING domain protein 1-like. Bases 41 to 1594 code for a protein of 517 amino acids. Gene Ontology annotation, cellular component: BRCA1-A complex; BRCA1-BARD1 complex. The transcript is spliced from 9 exons. Lineage: Eukaryota; Metazoa; Porifera; Demospongiae; Haplosclerida; Niphatidae. The record is from RefSeq and is a predicted model, not a curated record. Gene Ontology annotation, molecular function: protein binding; metal ion binding; ubiquitin-protein transferase activity. Gene Ontology annotation, biological process: protein K6-linked ubiquitination.